Molecule: messenger RNA, 2623 nt
Organism: Vespula vulgaris
Lineage: Eukaryota; Metazoa; Arthropoda; Insecta; Hymenoptera; Vespidae
Product: transcription factor hamlet-like
Exons: 2
Coding region: 122-655 (177 amino acids)
Source: RefSeq, a predicted model, not a curated record
AUUGAUAACAUACUCGCAAUAGUAUGACCAGACGUACCCUUUGGGGAAUGGGCUUUGUUAAUUGUUCGAAAUUAUUAUUAUCAUUAUUAUUAAUAUUUUAUUAUGUUAUUAUAUUAUUAUUAUGAUUAUAAUAAUUAUUAUUAUUAUUGUUAUUAUUUCGGUUAUACCAAUCUACGAGAAAGGAUUACAACUUAUGGUUGAUCUACCGAAACAUACCUGCAUAAGAACCUGGAACAUACGUGGCUAUUGGAAGAGUAACAAACACGAUGUUAACCUACCUAAAUGUGUACCCGAUCUAAUCGAAUCUAACAUGGAUCAAGAUAAUACGGAGAAGAUUAAUACAGUCUACAAGUGUAACGUGAACAAACACAUAUGCAACUUUUGCGAGAAAGUCUUCCCGUUGAGGGGUCUUUUAAAAAGACACAUACAAGUCGGCUGCAAGAUGAAUCCACGUAAUUCGCAUUUCGUUUGUGGAUUUUGUCAAUAUACGAGCAUGUACAAAGCGAACAUGGAAAGGCACGUUAGAAAUGUUCACGACACCGGCAAUUCUAAAUUCCGUUGCGACUUAUGCAAUUUUUCGAGCAAUUAUUCCUUCUGCGUUAGAAGACACAUGAAUACGUUUCAUCGUAAAUCGAAUGAUCUGCAACAGCUAUGAAUUACGAAACGUCUUUUUUUUAUUUUUUCUUUUUUUUGUUAUUUUCUUUUUAUUCUUUUUCUGAAUCUUAUUUUUCUUCUUCUUCUUCUUCUUCUUACUCUUGUUCUUUUUCUCGCUUUUUUAUUUUUAUUCUCUUUUUUUUUUUUGGGAGAAUGGAAUGGGACGAACGAAGGAAACUGAAAUUAGAUUUCGAAGAAAUCUUUUUUUCAACGAUUAAAACACACUUUUCUAUACUCUCUCUUCUUCUUCGUUUGUUUCGUUUUCCUUUUUCUUUCUUUUUUUUUUCUUUUCUUCGAAAAUUCGAGCAAACUUUCGACGAGCUUUCAUGAUGAAACGAACGAUCUAGCGUUCUACAAUGGCUAUGAGCUACGAACGAUUUUAUUUUUAUUCUUCUUCUUCUCUUUUUUUUUUAUUUUAUUUUAUUUCGAGUGAUAAGAUGGAUAGAAAAAUUUUAUUGAGAAUUAUCGAAGACCAGUCGAAAUCGUUCGAUUUAAAUGUAUGAUAUUUUAUUUGAUCGAAAUGGACGAUAUAUAUAUAUAUAUUUUUUUUCCUGUAAACACUUUUAUAGUGUUGAAUAUUUAAAGAAUUACUUCUAAUUUCAGUGUAUCCAGUUGUAUAUUCGGUAUUAGAUUAAUUAACAUUUUUUUUCUUCUUUUUUUUUCUCUUAUAUACGCGUGUAUAUGCUGCCUGUUUAUCGUUCUUAACGAUGUACCUGGUGAACGACACCAUUUUUCUAUAAAACGAAAUAAGUAUUAAUUAUAAUUAUAACGAAUAGUAAUCGCGUAAUGAUAAUUACCGAUAAGAAAACGCGUAUUUUUAAUUAAUUAAAAAUAUACGUUUGACAAUGUACAGGAUGUAACAUUAUUCUAAUUACUUAGAACAUUUUUCUUUUAUUUUUCUUUUUUCUUUUUCUUUCUUUAUAUUCCUUUCUCUUUUUUUUUUCUUUCUUCUUUUCCUCUUGGAAAUUAAUUAAUUUAUAUCAAUGAAAUCUACGAAAUCAAUUCAUUAUCACAAUUCUAUGUUAUUAUAAUUAAUGAACAAUUAAAAACGUUACGAUUAAUUAGAACAUCCUGCACACAGCUUUCGCAUAAAACAUUCCUUGCUUGGCAAAAUCAAUUAAUCGAUCUUCUCAAACAAAUCUUUAAUAUUUCAUUCAUCGUGAUUAUGCGAUUAGAAAAUUAUUGUUGAUCGAUAUACUUACUUUGUUAAGUACUCGAGAUUAUACACUUUAGAAAAUAUAUAAUAAAUGAUAUAUAUAUUAUUAUAUGAAAGAAAGAAAUAAUAUUUCAAUAUAUGCUUGGAGAAGAAUUUAAAUGCCGCAUAUGUGUGUAUGCGUGUGUAUGUAUAUAUAUAUAUAUAGACGAAAGUUUAUUAAUUAAGUUAUUGUAAUAAAUUAAAUGAUGAUCCAACAAAAGAAAAAAUAAAUAAACAAAACUAUAUAUAUAUAUAUAUGUGUAUGUAUGUAUGUGUGCGUGUGUGUGUCUGUGUAUGCGUGUAUGUGUAAUUUAACGCAUACGAAAAAGAAAACAAAUCUUUUUAUAAUAUUAUUUGCAAUAUUCGGACAUGAGUCCAAUUUAAUUGAUUGUCUGUUUUAUUUAAGCCAAGCAUACUUAGAUUUAUUCAGUUUUUAAUAAACACGAAUCGUUUAUCAACAAAUGUGUAAGGAAAACCAUCUUUCUCUUUUUCUUUUUCUUUCUCUUUCUCUCUCUCUCUCUCUCUCUCUCUCUCUCUCUCUUUUUCUCUUUCUCUCUUUUUUCUCUCUCUUUCCUUAUCUGUCUCCUUUUUAUGUAUAUACGUAAACACAUAUUAUCCUUGAACGUUUUCAAAAUCUAUUGUUAAUAAAUUUCCUAACUAAAAAUUAAUAUAUAUAUAUACAUACAUACAUACAUAUAUAUAUGUGUGUAUAUUUGUGUGUGUGUGUGUGUGCGCGCGCGUGUGUAUGUGGAUGUCAUGUGAUUUAAAGUUUUG